Messenger RNA from Sordaria macrospora k-hell, 987 nucleotides. RefSeq lists its product as uncharacterized. The record is from RefSeq and is a predicted model, not a curated record. NCBI's taxonomy places the organism in Eukaryota, Fungi, Ascomycota, Sordariomycetes, Sordariales, Sordariaceae.
AUGCCGACUCUUCACGACGACAUUCUCCUCGCCGUUGCCGGCUUCAGCAAGCUUAAGGACAUCACCGCCAUGAUGCGUACCAGCAAGGCGGUCCACGAGCUCAUCGUUAGGCACGAGCGUUCCAUCGUCAAGAACGCUGUCAAGACAUACACCGGCGGCGAUUCCUCGUUGAUUCCUCCUCGCGGUGCCAUCUGCUCUUCACACUCGGUCGAGCGUGAGUACCUGUACUCCAAGUCUUUCGACAUCCUUCACGAGCUCGACAUCCGCACAAGCCGUACCGAGACUCUUUUGAGUGAAGGACAGCCGCUGCGCAACAAGAUCGACAGCGUUUUCUCUAUCACAGGCGCAUUCCUCGACCUUCCGAAAGUCGAGCGGGAUAUUCUGAUGGCCCGCGUCAAAGAGGCUUUCAAGUUGGUGGAUCGACUGGCAGACUGUGCGGCGGAUGUGAUGUCGGAGUGGAUGGAACCGGCCGACAAGACAACGGCCCAGCAACUCGACGGUGAUGAGUCCGUGCUUGAAGUUCACAGUCGCCAGUUGGAUUUCAUUCGUUCUCUCUCGCCGCUGGACCUGGCCUAUCUCUUUCAACUGGUUACUUGGGCCGGCCAGGCGUAUGCUGCUCAGAAUCCCGCUCUCAUGGCAGAUGUCGACUGCUGGGAGCGCCUUCUCGCCUUCAAGGAGGCCACUCUCCGCCAUGGGACCAUCAUGCUCUGGGCUGUGUUCGAGCCGGCCAAGGUUACCCCGAGCACCAACGCUGAUCCCACCCGUCGCAAGCCCGCGACGGAGCUUGCUCGCUUUGCGGAAAACAACAUCCGCCUCAUCCUUGAAGAGAUCCGGAUCUAUCAAUCCACCGAAACCAGCCAGAAUCGCCUGCCGCCGGGCCUGCAUAUGACGAUGAGUAAGACUUUCGUCGAGAAAACCGGACGCCCAAGCACUCGCCAAGCUAUUGAGAUGGAGCACAUGGUAUUGAACGACAUCCGUGUCGACUAG